Spirodela intermedia is the source of this 2379-nucleotide messenger RNA. The record is from the annotation of a GenBank genome assembly. NCBI's taxonomy places the organism in Eukaryota, Viridiplantae, Streptophyta, Magnoliopsida, Alismatales, Araceae.
AUGGAAACGGAUGAGUGUGAAGGUGCAGAAAACCCUAGCGGCAGCGACGAUCUUCUGAAGCAGCAGGAGGAUGGUGAGGGAAGCCGCCAUGUCGUCUUGUCGAGGGAUCCGUCCCUUCUCAACAGGGACCUCGAAAUCCAUGGACGAAGCGGUUGCGACGACAGGAAGAUUAGGUCAAGGGCUCUGGCCUCGCCGGACGACUCCCAGGUCCAGAGAAGAGGCAAGGACAAGCAUGUGCAGGAGAGGAAACUCAGCCGGCAGGAUCGGAUCGAGUUGGGACGCAUGUUUCAGGCGGCUGUGAACUCCCAUGACUGGGAGCUCUCAGAGAGCUUGAUUCUGCUGGCAGACCCGCAGACUCUCAAUGACGCCCUCUGCAUCGCCUUGGAUUCCAUCUGGUUUUUGACCACGCGGCAGGAGUUGGACGGCAUCACUGGAUUGCUCAGGAUGAUCGUUGCAAGUGGUGCUCAGGAUUUCACGAGGGCGGCACUCAGAACGUCUUUUCUUGCUUCUUGUGUGUCUGCAUGCCAGAGCAGCACCAUGAGUUUAUCAGACACUGUCGCUGUCAUGGCACAAAGGUACGGGGACUUAAUCGUGCUUGAUCCCUCGUCGAUCAUCUUUUCCAAGUCUGAUUUCCCGUAGAGCAAGUGGAAUCAGUUUCUAGACAAAAAAAUUCCCGAUUUCUGUCGAAAACUGAACGAAAAUUGAUGUUUUCAGAGCAUACAUACAGAAUAUGCAAUAGAUUCUUAUCCUCGAUCAUCUGAUUUUCUCGCGCGGAGAGAAUGGGAUCAUCAUCUGAAAUAAAUCUACUGGAUUAUUUGUUAAAAACCGACUGCAAUCGAUGCUUUCAGAACAGUGUGCGGUUGAUAAUCAUCGUCGACCAUCUUUUCCGAUCUGAUUUUGCGUCGAGUGGAACUGAUCCCGAAAAAAAUUAUCUUGGAUUCUUCGGUCGAAGAUCGAAUGCGAUCGACGCUUUUGAAUUUAAAACAUUGACAGUCGGAAAUCUCCCGGAAUGAAUUAUCGCCGGCCACAGGUUGCACGAACGCCUCCAGGAAUGCAACGGCGACGAGAUCCUGAAGGCGGAGGCGGGCGCCAAAGUCCAGAAAUUCACAGAGUGGGCGCUUAAGUGCAUCGGCUUCCACUCUCGGAGCCAGGAAGGCGGCAGGGACAAGGUCGGCCGGAGCACCGCCACGGAGCUCCAGCUCCAGCUUUCAGCCUUCAAGAGGUUCCUGGACCUCGCCGGCAACCAGCUCACCGGGAAGGACUUCACAGAGGCCUUCGACGCCGCCUGCUUCCCACUCACUCUCUUCUCGAGCUCCUUCGACCCCGGCUGGUCCUCUGGCAUCUCCGCCACCGCCAUCCAGGGCCUGCUGGGCUUGCUGGUGGAGGGCGGCGCUGACAACGUGAACCAGUGCUUCCUCGAAGCUUCCCGCUUCGGCAGCACGGAGCUCGUCCGCAUCCUCCUCCAGGUCCGACCCACCUUUUUCCUCUCUGCAUCUCAUCUCCUCCACUAUUCCAUCUUCAAUGUUUUCUCAACUUCUUCGUCUUCGUUUUCGUCUUCUUCAGGUGGCGCAGAGGAACAGCUUGGACGUGGACGUGGACCUGGCCCUGGGGUUUGCGUCGCACUACUGCAAGAUCGGGACGAUGGAGUGCCUGGUAGAGGAGGGCAACGCGAUGGCGUUCCUGGGGCCGCUGAUGAGGGCGGCGGAGAGGGGAUGCCUGCAGGUGGUGCAGUGGUUCGUCCACCGAGGUUGCAGGGACAUGGAGCUCUGCCUGGCCCUCACAGCGGCCACCUCCAGCAGCCAGUUGGAGGUCGUCUCCUACCUCCUCCCCCACGUCCCGCAGCAAGUCCUCGCCGCGCUGAGCGUCGAGAUCCUCAAGGCCGCCGGCGAGCGUAGCGGCGGCUCCUUCGCUGGCGUCGGGUUCCUCCUCCGCUCCGACUUCCUCAGGGACCCGGCGGCGACCUACUCCGUCGCCGACGCCAUCGCCAUGUCCAAGGACGAGGCCGUGUCGCCGGCGCUAAGGUCGUUCCUACGGGAGCACUGGUCGGAGGCGGCCUUCUCCGAGGGGCGGCGGCGCGGGCAGGAGCACUACCUCAACUUCCUCAGGAUCCUGCUCCGCGGGGGGUCGCCACUGCGCCCGAGGGACCUCCCGGGGACGCUCAGAGCGGCCAUCGCGUACCUGCCGCUGUACAGGGAGUGCGCACAGGCCGGGGGGCGGCUGCUCUCGCAGCGGCUCAGAGGGGAGCUCGCCGACGCCGUAAGGAGGCUCUGCAACCAGCCGGUGGACGAGGGGAGCAUCAACUUUGCAACCAGCCUGGGGAAGGACCUCCUGGAGGUUUUAGAGCAUCAGCUCUCCCCAUUCAUCGGCGGCGGCCAUUAA